Messenger RNA from Misgurnus anguillicaudatus (oriental weatherfish), 2125 nucleotides. It is a transcript of the gene mfsd2b, whose product is annotated as MFSD2 lysolipid transporter B, sphingolipid. Gene Ontology annotation, molecular function: sphingolipid intramembrane carrier activity; symporter activity. Lineage: Eukaryota; Metazoa; Chordata; Actinopteri; Cypriniformes; Cobitidae. The record is from RefSeq and is a predicted model, not a curated record. Gene Ontology annotation, biological process: carbohydrate transport; lipid transport. Gene Ontology annotation, cellular component: plasma membrane.
UUGAUGGACUGAGCCAUCUGAUUGGCUGAAAUCUGUCAGUGACAGCUGGGAAACUGUAAGCGACUCCUGUUUCUGUAACUGGCCCAUCCCUUCCUCAUGCCGGUGCAGUAUGUGAAUGAAAGCAGACACAUCUGUAGCCGGCUCUGAGAAAUCCACCAGUUCAGCGGCUGUCUGUGCACCCUUCCCACCGGACAGCAUGGCCAAGGGUGAGAAAGCAUCAGUUACUCCAGGAGAUAAACUCAUCAUCCAUCCUGAUCCUGCUUUCACCAAGAUCCCAUCACAGACCCAUCUAGAUCAGAAGCUAUCUGUAUGUAGCAAACUGUGUUUCGCCAUCGGUGGUGCACCAAAUCAGGUGGCUGGGAGUGCGACUGCCUUCUUCCUUCAGAUAUAUCUCCUUGACAUCGCACAGAUUAAUCCAUUUCAGGCUUCAAUGGUGUUGUUCAUUGGGAAGGCCUGGGGGGCUGUCACUGACCCCAUUGUGGGAUUCUUCAUUACUAAGAGCAAAUGGACAAAGAUUGGACGACUAAUGCCGUGGAUGGUGGGCUGUACUCCAUUUAUGGUGGUCUCUUAUGUCUUCCUCUGGUUUGUCCCACCUUUUAUCACCGGGAGGUUCAUCUGGUAUCUUGGCUUCUACUGUCUCUACCAAACUCUCAUCACAUGCUUCCAUGUGCCUUACUCCGCCCUGACCAUGUUCUUGAGCACCAACCAACAUGAGAGAGAUUCUGCUACAGCUUACCGUAUGACUGUGGAGGUUCUGGGUACGCUGGUCGGUGCGGCUAUUCAGGGUCAGAUUGUAGCGAGCGCACACACACUGAAACACUGUCCACAUCACAACCUGUCAGCUGGUCACCUGGGAAACAGCAGUGGCAUGGAGAUCACCAGGACUGUUGGGCCAUCACAUGACUUCCUGCCUCAUGCUGAAAAGAUGUACAUGAUCGCUGGUGGUGUGAUUGGUGGCCUGUUUCUGGUUUGUACAUUAAUCAUGUUCCUGGGCGUCAAAGAGAGAGACGAUCCAUAUGCACCAAAAACAGAGAGAGCAAUUCCCUUCCAUAAAGGCUUUAUAUUGGUCAUGAAACACGGAUCCUACCUCACCCUGACAGCCGCUUUCCUUUUCAUAUCUGUGGCCAUCCAGCUGAUACAAAGUAACUUUGUGCUGUUCUGCACGUAUGCGGUGGAGCUGCGAGAUCAUUUUCAGAACAUUGUUUUGACAAUUCUGAUAUCAGCCGCAGUCAGCAUUCCGUUCUGGCAGUGGUUCCUGGAGAAGUUUGGGAAGAAGACAGCAGCUUUCUGCGGCAUACCGUGGAUCCUGCCCUUCACACUGAUGCUGGUAUUUGUCCCUAAUCUGAUAGUGGCUUAUGUUGUGGCCGUAUCAUCUGGACUUGGUGUGGCUGCGUCUCUCUUGUUGCCAUGGUCAAUGUUACCAGAUGUGGUGGAUGAUUUCAGAGUGGCGAACCGCACCUCAAAGGGGCACGAGGCGAUCUUUUACUCUCUAUAUGCCUUCUUUACCAAGUUUGCAGCUGGGAUUUCUCUCGGAGUCUCCACGCUGUGUUUACAGUUUGCUGGUUAUAACACAGGAGCGUGCAAACAGCCUCCCCCAGUGGUCUUUACACUGAAACUGCUGAUCAGUGCUGCACCGGUGGCUUGCAUCAUCAUUGGUCUCAUAAUCCUGCUGGUUUACCCCAUCAGUGAGGACGUCAGGUUACGAAACAAACUCGCCUUAGAGGAGCUCAGAAAGCAGAGCAUUAGCUGCAAAUCUCUCCGAGCUGAUCUAAUCUGAGCAGCGUGUAACGAUCUUGAUAUUUCAGCUCAAUGCUGAGAUGAGUUGUGUUAGUGUACAUUACACUGUGAAAGAGAUUUUAUGUUUUAUAUGUAUAUUUCAGUUUCCUUCUCUGUUUAGUCUGUUUCUGUUUUUUCACAUGAACAUAUAGCCAUAUACAUUACUGCAUCUAAAUGAACCAUAUAUCAUUAUAUCAGCAAAGAUUUAUUCAUAAUAUAUUUUAUAAGUUGUUUUUAUAAUUGAAAUAUUAUCAGAUGAGUUAUUAAACUUGUGCUGGUUCACAUAGCUUCAGCAUAUUUCUUAUUAAUAAUUUAAAAAUAUAUAAUAAAAACAUAAUAAAAGUUUAAU